AAAUACGAGAGCACACGUGGACGGUGCUCUCGGCGUUCACUUCAACUUGUCUCUCAACCGUGACUACAACUCCCUUAAUCCUGGUUAUCAGAAUAAUGAGCGAACAAAUUGCAGUAGGGAAUGCAGUGGCAAAUGCUGCGCCUAGGGGAACACUCGUAAAGCUCAUCAUAUUCAGCGUCUGUUUGGGUGUUGCUCCUCUUACAAGCUAUUUUGUGUCACUCAAGUAUAUAUGGAGUGGAAAUUCAACGUUCGCAGCAAUCACCGCUGUCGCGGCUGCAAACAUCGUACUCGUUACAUACAUCGUACUUUCCCUCUUGGAGGACAGAUCUCGCCCACAUAAGGAACCGGAGACGAAGAAAAAUCGGUGACAUUGUCAUUAUGCGUUGCCCGCAAGACUGUCGAAAAUUUUCGCAUCGCUACUUAAGGCGCCCCCGAACAAGAUUCUCGAGAGUUUCGAC
Molecule: messenger RNA, 458 nt
Organism: Marasmius oreades (fairy-ring Marasmius)
Lineage: Eukaryota; Fungi; Basidiomycota; Agaricomycetes; Agaricales; Marasmiaceae
Exons: 3
Coding region: 96-368 (90 amino acids)
Biological process (GO): vacuolar proton-transporting V-type ATPase complex assembly
Source: RefSeq, a predicted model, not a curated record